AUGGCGUUAAGACGACAGGCAGAGAUGCAAGCUCGACUGUUGGGCUAUCGCCUGAAGAUCGGACUCCUGAUCAUCAUCAUCAUGAUUCUUGGAUACUUCAAUGAGAGCCACGGGUCGGCGCAUUAUGGCGAGGACAGUGUGGGCUCGUUUCCAUACUUCGAGUAUAACGUACCACGGAAUGUUACCACCGUUGUCGGUCAGACCGCCUUCCUGCAUUGUAGGGUUGAACAGCUCGGCGAUAAAGCGGUGUCAUGGAUAAGAAAAAGGGAUCUACACAUUUUAACAGCUGGAAUUUUGACAUACACUUCAGAUCAGAGAUUCCAGGUCAUAAGGCCAGAUAAGUCUGAGAACUGGACUCUUCAAAUCAAAUUUCCUCAGGAAAGAGACGCUGGCAUCUACGAAUGCCAAGUAAAUACGGAACCGAAGAUGUCUCUGGCAUUUCAAUUAAAUGUUGUCGAGGCCAAAGCGAAAGUUUUGGGUCCAGCCGACUUAUAUGUGAAGACGGGCAGUUUGUUAUCAUUAACGUGUAUCUUGAGUCAAGGACCUCACGAUUUAGGCACCAUAUUUUGGUAUAAGGGAUCAAAAUUAAUAGAAUACAAAGAAUUAGAAGCAAACGAAGUGGAAGAGCAAAGGAUUAGGCUCAAAACGGAAUGGACCGAACAACUGUCGUCACGGUUGACUAUCGACAAGUUACAACCAACAGACAGCGGUAAUUACAGCUGCGUUCCCACAAUGGCUGAAACUGCCUCCGUCAAUGUACACGUUAUAAACGGCGAGCACCCAGCAGCGAUGCAGCACGGAAACACAAACACAGCAUCCCCCUGCGCGCUGUCGGUUAAUCUUCUCAUCUCACUGUACUGUUCCCUCGCUACGUUAUACACAAGCACCGUUGAUGGAUUUAGAUGA
Danaus chrysippus (African queen) is the source of this 906-nucleotide messenger RNA. NCBI's taxonomy places the organism in Eukaryota, Metazoa, Arthropoda, Insecta, Lepidoptera, Nymphalidae. The record is from the annotation of a GenBank genome assembly.